AAGCCCAUUGUAAUAAGGGAAGUAGGUUUAGGAAGGCCUAUAUUUCAAAACCCUUAACACGAGUGCUCUCUCGCGGCGGAGAAAGAAGAAGCAGAGAAAUUGCAGGGAGUUUUCUGGCGGCGCCGCGUGAUCUAGAAAUGGUGAAUCACAGAUUCCAUCAGUACCAGGUGGUCGGGAGAGGUCUCCCAUCGGAGUCCGAUGAGCACCCGAAGAUGUACCGCAUGAAGCUGUGGGCCACCAAUGAGGUCUGCGCAAAGUCUAAGUUCUGGUAUUUCUUGAGGAAGCUCAAGAAGGUGAAGAAGUCGAAUGGCCAAGUCCUAGCUAUCAACGAGAUCUUUGAGAAGAAACCAACCACAAUCAAGAACUAUGGGAUAUGGCUGAGGUACCAAAGCAGAACUGGUUACCACAACAUGUACAAGGAAUUUCGUGAUACGACCUUGAACGGUGCGGUUGAUCAGAUGUACACUGAGUUGGCCUCUCGCCACAGGGUUCGCCACCACUGCAUCCAGAUCAUCAAGACGGCUACCAUUCCUGCGAAGCUAUGCAAGAGAGAGUCCACCAAACAGUUCCAUAACUCCAAGAUCAAGUUUCCUUUGGUGUUUAAGAAGGUUAGGCCACCAUCUAGGAAGCUCAAGACCACCUACAAGGCAUCCCGGCCCAACCUCUUUGUUUAACCCUUUUGUUGCUCUAUAUUGCCGCUUUUGCUCUCCCGAAUUUUACCAUUUUAGCAUUUUUCUUCGUUUUGUCACAAUUUGGACGGACCGUUUGUUUUGGUAAAAGCACCGUUUGUUGUUUAAGAGAGUUGUUUUUUAGUACUCCCUGUGAUAUUACUCUUCCCAGUGUUCACGUUCCCUUGUUUUAACCGGUCCUUCAAUAUAUUUUUUUAUAAAAAAAUCUUUUUUUACUCU
Molecule: messenger RNA, 908 nt
Organism: Cuscuta campestris
Lineage: Eukaryota; Viridiplantae; Streptophyta; Magnoliopsida; Solanales; Convolvulaceae
Source: the annotation of a GenBank genome assembly